AUGGCUGGGGAUAAUAGGGAUCCGCGAAUUAAUGUGAUUAUUCAUCAAGAUUUCAAGAACCAUCCCCAAGACUUGUUAUCCCAAUUGAAGGGCGCAACAGGUUGCGUUUGGGCACUUGGUAUAAGUCAGACCAAAGUUGACGCCGACCGCCAAGGCUUUUCAAACGCUACCGCCGGAGAGCCCUUCGAUUUUGUCUAUGUUUCGGGUUCUGGCGCUACCACUACACCUGGUCGUUUCUCUGCUUUGUUCGCACGCCUAAAGGGCGAGGCAGAAAUGGCUCUCGCAGGCUUGCUGCGUCCUGCAUUCAUCGAUGUCAAAGAACACAGUGCCAUUAAGCCAGCUCGCGAUGGGCCAACAUUAAAGGCAAUUGGUUUCUUCCCCGGACAUUCAAAUGAUUGGUGCAAUGCCUUUACUAGAGAAUAUAGCUUUCCGACGAUUGGCUGGACUUUAGAAGGGGUACGCUUGAAUUAUUGA
This is a messenger RNA of Talaromyces atroroseus, 474 nucleotides long. RefSeq lists its product as hypothetical. The transcript has 5 exons. The record is from RefSeq and is a predicted model, not a curated record. The coding region runs from base 1 to 474 and encodes 157 amino acids. Lineage: Eukaryota; Fungi; Ascomycota; Eurotiomycetes; Eurotiales; Trichocomaceae.